ACCAGUUUGACCCAAAUUCGGCUUUGUUUCCCAUUGUCUUCCAUCUCAAUGGAUGUCCCGGACCGCAGAGCGGAUUGUAUACUCCCUCCACUGCCCCCUCCAACCGACAUCCCGGCCCGCAGCGCCGACCAUGUGCCUCCUCCCCUCCCCUCUCCUGAUCUUGCAUGGGAAUGGGGCGAACCAAAUGAGAUCAGCGGGCCGAGCUUUAAUACACGGGCUUUUCAACCUGGAUCAAGCCUCCACUGGAGGUUUGGAAGUAGAAGGAGCCGCCUGGACGAGCAGCCAGAAUUACCGCAUCGAAGAAGAUUUACAUCAACCAUCGAAUACGACAAUGCCGGGGCAAGCACGGAUCCGGAAAUAGGAACAAACCUGCAUCCACUAAAUGCGAGCUAUACGAGCUUGGUCCCCAAAGGCAUUGCGUCAGAUAGAUCAAAAUCCGAAGAAGCAUCAUCUGCUGGGAUUGGUUUCCAGAAUUCAGUCCACGAACGGUUCCGAACAAAUGCGCAAGCACAUGAUAAGUCGGUGUUGGAGAAACUGAGUGCUGGGAGGGAUCCGGACUACGCUCCGCCGAGAUCUUCUUUUCCGCCCCUUUCGCGUCCGUCUUUUUUCAGGCCAGAAACUGAUAAUCCAUACCCAAGGGAUCCAUUCAGUUGGUGGGCCGAGAUAGGUCCUCUUUCAUUUCAAAACAACGACGACUUAACUGAGCCUCUUGAUAAUGUGGCUGGUCAGAAACGACGAGCCUCUUCUCCGCCGCCACUAUCAGCUAUUGUCGACUCGCCGUGGCUCCCUCCAGAGAAUGAGCCAAAAUUUGAGCCUUCAGCUUUCGACCCUUUCAAUCCUAGUCCUGCGGGUUCAACCUCCUUGAAAAAUCGUUACCAACCAUCAUUGGAGAGACAACCACUCGAGCCUUCCGAGAAUCGACAGACAUUUCAAGGCAUUCUAUUUUGAAUUACAGCCCUAGCACUUCAAAUGGCUGUGGCGGACGUAACAUUCCGCGUUUCUACUACUUAUGCCAGUGUUGUCCAAUAAAGCCUAAAGAGUUCGAGACUCAAGCAGAGCUGAACGCACAUGAACAAGAAAAGCCG
Molecule: messenger RNA, 1085 nt
Organism: Hyaloscypha bicolor E
Lineage: Eukaryota; Fungi; Ascomycota; Leotiomycetes; Helotiales; Hyaloscyphaceae
Exons: 3
Coding region: 49-948 (299 amino acids)
Source: RefSeq, a predicted model, not a curated record